This is a messenger RNA of Lathyrus sativus (Indian pea), 1167 nucleotides long. The record is from the annotation of a GenBank genome assembly. Lineage: Eukaryota; Viridiplantae; Streptophyta; Magnoliopsida; Fabales; Fabaceae.
AUGGAAGGUUCAGCACUAUGGCAAGGUGCGGUUCUCGCUGGAAUACUCUUCUGGAUUCUUUCUUCUUCGUACCUUAAUCUCACUCUCAAGCUUAGAUCUUUCCUUCAACCUUUCGUUACUCACUAUGUUCAAACCGGAAUCCCAAUUCUCCUCCAGAUCCAGAGUUACACAGCUGGAUUCUUUGAUGCUUUUUUUUCUGCCUUGUCUUGUGUUGUUUCGGUGCCGUUUUACACCGCUUUUCUCCCUUUGUUAUUCUGGAGUGGUCAUGGUCAAUUGGCUAGGCAGAUGACGUUGUUGAUGGCGUUUUGUGAUUAUAUAGGGAACUGCAUAAAGGAUGUUGUUUCGGCACCAAGACCGGCUUCUCCUCCUGUGAGGAGGGUAACUUCUACAAAAGAUGAGGAAGAGAAUGCUUUAGAAUAUGGUCUUCCUUCUUCUCACACACUCAACACUGUUUGCUUAUCAGGCUACCUUUUGCACUAUGUCCUGACUCAUGCUCAAAUUCAAGGUGCCUAUGUUAACUAUUUUGGAGUAUCCCUUGCUUGCUUGUUCGUGGCCCUCGUUGGAUUGGGAAGACUUUAUCUUGGUAUGCACAGUUUGAUUGAUGUUGUUGCUGGCCUUUUUAUUGGACUCGGAAUCCUUGGACUUUGGCUUACAGUUGAUGAGUACAUAGACAGUUUUGUUGUCUCGGGACAAAAUGUUACAACUUUUUGGGCUGCUUUGAGCUUCCUCUUGCUUUUUGCUUAUCCAACCCCUGAAUUUCCAACUCCAAGUUUUGAGUUUCACACUGCUUUCAAUGGUGUUGCAUUGGGAAUUGUGUCUGGGGUACAGCAAACAUACCAUCAAUUUCACCAUGAUGCGGUUCCUCAAUUAUUCUCUGAACUGGCAAUACCCGCAUUCAUGGGAAGAAUGCUCGUGGGAAUACCUACAAUUCUAAUUGUGAAAUUCUGCAGCAAAACUCUUGCAAAAUGGACUAUCCCCGUGGUAGCAAACACAUUGGGCAUCCCAAUAAAAUCAACCACUUAUAUCCCCACGUUGAAUGGAGCUAAGACAGGAGAAAAGUCAAAGGCUUUCGAUGUUGAUACUGGAAUUAGAUUUCUACAAUAUGCAGGUCUUGCAUGGUCCGUGGUCGACUUAGUGCCAUCCAUUUUUUCAUACAUGAACCUGUGA